This is a messenger RNA of Paracoccidioides lutzii Pb01, 597 nucleotides long. Its product is annotated as putative mitochondrial 54S ribosomal protein MNP1. The transcript is spliced from 2 exons. Gene Ontology annotation, molecular function: structural constituent of ribosome. Gene Ontology annotation, biological process: translation. Gene Ontology annotation, cellular component: ribosome. The coding region runs from base 1 to 597 and encodes 198 amino acids. The record is from RefSeq and is a predicted model, not a curated record.
AUGUCAUUGCCUUCGCAAUCCGCAGCGCGAUUGUGCUGCAACGUCCUCCGCCAAUCCCCGUCCCUCCGUCUCUCCUCGCACACAUACCUCUCUCAAUCCAAGCGGAUAGCACCCGCGGCUGUUGGAACAAGACGAUGGCAAUCCACCCAGGCCGCUGCGGAGCCUCCUACGAAUCCGAAAAUUACACAGAUUGUGGACCAAAUAAGUCAAUUGACAUUGCUUGAAACUGCCGAUUUGGUCUCGACCUUGAAGUCUCGUCUUAACAUCCCCGAUCUACCAAUUGGCAGUUUUGCAGCUGGACCUGCAGCUGGAACAGCAGCUGGUGGAGCCGCCCCGGCUGCCGCCGUGGAAGAGGAGGACGCCGCCCCAGCCGCCCAGGAGAAGACGCUAUUUAACUUGAAACUGGAGUCUUUUGACGCGGCCUCGAAGCCUAAGGUCAUUAAGGAGAUUAAGUCGCUGCUGAGCCUGAGCUUGGUUGACAGCAAGAAAUUCGUGGAAAGUGCCCCGAAGGUGAUGAAGGAGUCUGUGCCCAAGGAACAGGCUGAGAAGAUUGUUAAGACGAUGAAGGAUUUGGGGGCCAAGGUUGUCAUGGAAUGA